GCUCCUCUCUUGCCACCCCCACCCCCGGCCCGGGGCCACCUGCGCCCCGCCCUACCGGCCGCACCCCAGCUGGGGAACCAAGAAGCCGGCUGUCCGGGUUUCGUGUGCGCCGCGGGGAUCAUCGCGAGUUCUGCCUCUGCCUGGACGGCUGUCCUGGAUCCGGAAAUGUGGCUUCUCUGAGAGCCCUCCGACUGAGCGGGUCUGCGGCGCGAACUCACGGGUGGGAAGUUGGUCUGUAGUCCGGCAAGAUGACCAGCCCGGCGGGCACACAGAACCAGGAAAUUGACUGUCUGAGCCCAGAAGCGCAGAGACUGGCGGAGGCCAGGCUUGCAGCGAAGCGUGCUGCCCGCGCUGAAGCUCGAGAGAUCCGCAUGAAGGAGCUGGAGCGGCAGCAGAAGGAGAUCUACCAAGUCCAGAAGAAAUAUUAUGGGCUGGAUACGAAAUGGGGCGACAUCGAGCAGUGGAUGGAAGACAGCGAGCGCUACUCUCGUAGAUUCCGGAGAAACACAUCGGCUUCUGACGAAGACGAGCGCUUGUCCGUGGGCAGUCGCGGCAGCCUAAGGACCCAGCCUGAGCCGGAGUAUGGGAGUCCUUACGCCUGGACUAACGGUUAUGAUGGAGACUAUUGCGGAUCCCAGUCCCUAAGUAGAAGAUCUGGCAGGAAUUCCAGCUUCAGUGGCGGCGGCGAUGGCAGAGUCUCCGCUUUGUCGUCCUCCAGGGAGGAGAAGUUGGGAUUCUUUUGCUCCGACCACGGCCUUCCCAGUAGUGGCCUUGCUUCCAAACCCCUGUCUGCCCAGAAUGGAACCCGGCCUUCCUUUCUGUGCGGUGCUGCCCGGCCUGCUGGGAGUUACUGGGCGUCCGUGCUGGGUGAGAGCAGCCUCUACGGGGCUCGAAGGGGAAGCGCCUGUGGCUCUCGAGCUCCCUCAGAGUACAGCGGCCACCUCAACUCCAGCUCCCGGGCCUCCUCUAGGGCCAGCUCGGCGCGGGCCAGCCCUGUGGUAGAAGAAAGACCAGACAAAGACUUCAUUGAGAAGGGGUCCCGAAACAUGCCCAGCUUGUCUGCUGCCACGCUGGCUUCUCUGGGCGGGACUUCCUCCCGGAGAGGAAGUGGCGAUACCUCCAUCUCCAUGGACACCGAGGCAUCCAUUAGGGAAAUUAAGGAACUUAAUGAGUUAAAGGACCAGAUUCAGGAUGUAGAAGGCAAAUACAUGCAGGGAUUGAAAGAGAUGAAGGACUCGCUGGCUGAAGUCGAGGAGAAGUACAAGAAGGCCAUGGUCUCCAACGCCCAGCUAGACAACGAGAAGACCAACUUCAUGUACCAGGUAGACACGCUGAAGGACACGCUGCUGGAGCUGGAAGAGCAGUUGGCCGAGUCUCAGAGACUGUAUGAGGAGAAGAACAAGGAGUUCGAGAGGGAGAAGCAUGCCCACAGCAUCCUGCAGUUCCAGUUUGCCGAAGUCAAAGAAGCUCUGAGGCAAAGGGAAGAAAUGCUUGAGGAAAUCCGACAGCUGCAGCAGAAACAGGCGGGGUUUAUCAGGGAGAUCUCUGAUCUUCAGGAAACGAUAGAGUGGAAAGACAAAAAAAUAGGGGCGUUAGAAAGACAGAAAGAGUUCUUUGAUUCCAUACGGAGUGAACGCGAUGACCUUAGAGAAGAAACAGUCAAGCUGAAAGAGGAGUUAAAGAAACAUGGAAUAAUCCUAAACUCAGAAAUCGCCACCAACGGAGAGACUUCAGACUCACUAAAUGAUGUUGGGUACCAAGGCCCUACGAAGAUGUCAAAAGAAGAACUGACUGCCCUCAAGUCAGCCGGGGAGGGGACACUAGGAAAAGCCAAAGAAGUGGAGGUGAAAAAGGAAAUUGUGGAGAAUGUGGGGAAAGGAGGAGCCUUACAGAAUACUGAACAAGAACAGCCCAGACCCAGCCCAGUAAAGGAUUGUGUGGACAAAGGGGUGUCACAUCCCCGUGAGAAGGCUGAGGACCAGAAACCUGCUGAAGACAGUGCUCUGUCUCCACGACCGCUAGCAGGGACCAGUUGUGAGCAACAGGUUCAGAGCCAAGCUCAGGAGAACACUUCUCUCCUCAAAACCCCAGAGCAGAUUGAGUCGCAUGAGGUCACAGACAAGCCAGAUGGUAGGACCAGAAACUGCUUGGAACAGUCCAACUGCCUGGGAGGUCUAGACAGUGAAGAGUCAGGGCCCGUUGCCUUGGGUACCAGUGCUCAAAGUGAAAACUCUAUAGGUGAUCAGGAGGAAGAGAAUCAAGAGGAUGUGAACACAGAUCUGGAGACAGUUAGUUCCGAACCAUGUCCACACAGAGCUGACAAGGUGAGCUGUGCGAACUCAAGGGGCACAGGUGACAAUCACAUGGAGAGUGAGAUAGAGGCAGGAGGAGCUGCAGUUGGGGAACAAGCAGAUGCCGCAGCCUCCGGUCCUUUGGAGCACAGCCAAGACACAGCAAGUCAUGAUAGAAGCUACAUGAAUGACGGGACGGAGCAGAGCUCAGAGAGAGAACUCAGCCAAGAAGUAGCUGAGCCUGAGGAGGCCCUCAUUCGGAGCCCAGAGGCAAGUGGGGGAAACCCUGUAACAAGGGCUGGAGACGCAGAAAUAAGGGACGAGAACCCCGUCCAGGCAGAAGUCCAGGCCACCCCUGGGACUCCCACAGUGCAGAGCGGCCAUCAGGAUGCAACAGGCCCAGGUAGCACAGAUGCCAAGCAUGCUCCCCUUGAUGCGAAAGAACCCGACAAAGGAAAGAGUGAGCAGCAGGCGGAGGCCUUGGAUUCACCGCAGAAGAAGUCGAAGAACAAGAAGAAGAAAAACAAGAAGAAGAAAUCUCCAGCCCAAGCGGAACCCCGCAAAGACGCCAGCCAAGAGUUAAACUGUCAGAACACAGAAGCGGGUGACCUGGAGGAAGAAGAACAGACUCAGUUCCCUGACGAAAAGCAGGCAGCAGAAACCCAGAGAGAAGAGACAGAAAGCCCAGAACAAAAAAUCACAGCGGGAAGCAGUGAACUUGUUGAUUGCCCAGAAUAUCCGAAAACUGAGUUUAAUGGAAAACAGAACCAAGAGGAAGAAGAUGGUGUAAAAACCCAGGCAGGGAAGGCAGCGGCAGCCGAAGACAGGUUGAUGUCUGAGGCAGAUGCAGCAUCCGCGGCGGAUGCAGCGCAGUCGUCAGGCACCAGUGCUGAGGGUGAGGAAAUUGGAGAACACGUUACAGAUGGUUCCACUGGUGGUCCCACAAAUGUCUUGGACCAGAACGGUCCCCAGUGCGAAGAAGGGGACAUCUCCCUGAUGGAAAAGAAAGAUUCCCCAAAGGAUGCUUACGAUGCUUCUCAGAGAGGAAGUGAAGAGGGACAUGUACUGUCCCAACAUCCAGACCAGACGGUUGAGAAGGCUGGAGAUGGCUGCAGCGUAGACAACAGGGACCUGUCAGGGGAGCUGGGCGGCGUCAAUUCAGAAAGUGGAGUGCAGGCAAGAGGGGAGGUUGAGAAAAGCAAGAAUAAGGAGGAUUGCACCAUGUCCUGAGGGGACAGAGGGCGGAGGCAGGCGGGGGAGACCGAGUUUCAGAGAGGGCCAAGGACUCAACACACUAAGCCCAACCUUGGGAGAUGCAUCCUUCAACUCCACUGUCGAGGUUCACAAAUGUUCCAGUCUCUGUGGAUGGACCACGUGUCAGUCAGUCACCAAGUAUCAACUACUUUAAGUUAUAGACUGUUACUUGUAGAUUUGUAUUCAACCCUUGAUCACCUAGACACCAGCCGUUGUUUCCAGUUUCAGUUCUAGCUGAGAACAUUCCAUUAUCAUCAGGCAACACCAUGUCCCUGUCAUGUCCGCAUUCCAGCCUUAAGGCCAAGACUUCACCAUUUGCUCUAGGCCGAGACAAGAUGUGGAUGUGCUUGACCAAAUGUAUCAGUGUCUAGUUGAAGUGACCAAACAGCAUUCUUAGAUUUCUGCGUUGUGAGACGUGAACGGUCAAAUUAAUGUGUUUUAUUAAAAUAGAGGUAUUCUCAUAUUUGAUCUUAAUAUGUACAUCAUAACCUGUAUGAUAUAUAUUUAAAGGAGUUAGAUGGAUAAGUGGCAUACAGGUCACUGCGUGGGAGGAGCUGCACCUCAGGGUAGAGAUCAGUCACUGUCGGGGUUCUAACAGGUAUCAGGAACCACAGGGAGACCACGUGCCUUUACCUCACGGAAGUGCUGUAUUUUGCACCAAAGCUUAUGGAUCUUAUUGCCGAUGGUACCCCGGUUAAUUUUACCAGAGAUCUUUAUUUCGCUUCGCACGGGUGAUCUGCUAGAUUCAUUUUAUACAAAUAUUUUAUUUUUAUUCCUUUCUAUUAAUGACAAGUUGAAAUUAUAUUUCCCACUUCAGUUAUCAUCUUUUUAACUUUAAUAUUGAUUUUCCUAUCUGAAUGUCUACUUAUGAUUAAAGGAAAUUACGAAAAGUUGUCUGUUCUUAUGCAAAGGACUCAUUAGAUUAUAAUCCAAUAUUUUUGUGUUUGGUAUAAAUAUUUUUAUUUGUUGUUUCUCAAUAUUUUCUUAUUGGAAAGUUAUUAUUUUACCUGCCUGAAGAAAUAUGUAUUUUCUAUAUAAAGAAGCAUUUACAGAAUGAUCGUAAAGCUGAAUUAAAAAGUAAUGGUAGAUAUAAAAUCACAAGGGCAUGUACUGUAUGGUUGCUGUUGACAUGUUAUGGAAUCGUGUCAAUUCAUACUACUGUUACAUGGAAAAGUGGAACGCAAAAAGACCAAAACCUCAGUAAGAUCUGAGACAAACUGAAGUGUCAUAUGAUUAAAAUAAAAGCAUUUUAUAAUUCUA
Molecule: messenger RNA, 4805 nt
Organism: Myodes glareolus (Bank vole)
Lineage: Eukaryota; Metazoa; Chordata; Mammalia; Rodentia; Cricetidae
Gene: Lrrfip1
Product: LRR binding FLII interacting protein 1
Biological process (GO): regulation of transcription by RNA polymerase II
Molecular function (GO): DNA-binding transcription factor activity, RNA polymerase II-specific; RNA polymerase II cis-regulatory region sequence-specific DNA binding
Source: RefSeq, a predicted model, not a curated record